GACUGCGGACCGCAGAGAUAUUUUUAGCAGCUGGAAUGUACACAGUGGCCCCAUGUCAAGCCAGCAAACAGGCACAGCAAGUUAACGGGACACCUCACAGAACCUCGCUCAUCACUACACACUCCGAAACCGACAGAAGUUAGCCGAAGAGACAUUCAGGACUGCAAGGUGGACAAUGAGUGGGCUUUUUUUGUGGCUGCGCUUUUUCUGAUUGCCGAAGACACAGACUUUCUGCCGGGAGCUUUUGGAUGUUAAUCCUACAAAGAGGAGAGAAUGACUCUCCAUCCCUUGUCAAAGACUCUGGAGGUGUUCCCAUUUAAAGACCCAGAGCUGUCUUCCCACAUGCUGUCCCAGCUAAACAGUCUGAGAAAUGAUGGAAUUUUGACUGACGUCCUUCUCUGCGCAGACAACACAGAGAUCCCCUGCCACCGAAAUGUCCUGGUGUCUUCCAGCCCGUACUUCAGGGCUAUGUUCUGCAGUAACUUUGUGGAGAGCACUCAGGGCCGGGUGAACCUGAAGGGCGUCUCUGCCAACGUGCUCCGGGGCAUCGUGGACUAUGUCUACACUGGAGCCAUCACCAUCAACAUGGACAUGGUUCUCCCUCUCAUGCAGGCUGCCUCUAUGCUGCACUAUGGACGGCUGUUCCAGGCAUGCUCCACCUUCCUGCAGGCGCAGCUAAGUCCAGACAAUUGUCUGAGUAUGAUCAGGCUGUCAGAGAUCCUCCACUGUGACAGCCUGAAGGAGAAGGCCAAGGAGAUGGCCGUUCGCAGCUUCUCGGAUGUGGCGGCCUCCGAGGAGUUCUGCGAGCUCUCCUUACCUGAGCUCAUGUGUUACCUGGAGGAUGACAGACUGUGCGCCGAGGAGGAGCAGGUUUUUGAGACCCUCCUGGCGUGGAUCCAUCACGACCCAUUCUCCCGUCGCGGCGCCAUCCACGACCUCUUCAAGAAGGUGCGCCUGCGAUACAUCCACCCCACCUACAUUUUCCAGUUCAUCGCCAAUGACCCGCUGGUCCAGUCCUCCAGCCUCUGCUCCGAGAUCAUCGACUCUGUCCGCCGCCUCAUGCUUUCCGUCAGUGCUAAGUGUGGCAGUGAGCUGAAGCCUCUGUGGACCACGCCGCGCCGCUACACCUGCCGGGAGUCCCUCGUGGUGGUCGGCGGGCGCAAGAACAACGAGCAGACGUCCCGCGAGGCACUGCUGUAUGACGAGCGGACUCAGCGCUGGCAGUGGCUGGCCAAGCUGCCCCUGCGACUCUACAAGGCAGCCUACGUCUGCAUCCACAGCAUCCUGUAUGUCGUGGGGGGACUCAGCCUCAACGUAGCGUCGGGGGAAGGCGCCGUCUCUGCCACUGUCUACACCCUCUCCCUAAAGACCAACCAGUGGAGGACCGCCAAGCCCAUGCUGGAGCCCCGCUACGCCCAUCAGAGUGUCUCCUACCUGCACUUCAUCUUUGUCCUCGGGGGCAUUGGAGUGGACAAGCAGAUCUCCACCUCGGUGGAGAGGUACAACAGCAUGUUCAACCGUUGGGAGGCCAUGUCGCCUCUCCCCACCGCUGUGCUGCACCCCGCCGUCGCCGCCAACGACCAGAGGGUCUAUGUGUUUGGAGGGGAGGACUCCAUGCAGAAUCCCGUCAGGGAGAUACAGGUGUAUCAUAUCUCCAGGAACCUGUGGUCGCGGCUAGAGACUCGGACGGUGAAGAACGUCUGUGCACCUGCGGCCGUCAUCGAUGACAAGAUCUACAUUAUUGGAGGAUACACCAGGCGGAUGAUUGCCUAUGACACCAAGGCCAACCGGUUUGUGAAGUGCGAGAACCUCAGGGAGCGCCGGAUGCACCACAGUGCCACCGUCAUCAACAACAAGCUGUACGUGACCGGCGGACGUUUCCUGAACGGCCACGACAUCAUUGAGGACUCUGACUGCUUCGAGUGCUACGACCCAAAGUCGGACGCAUGGAGCUCCAGGGGCUCCCUGCCCUAUAAGCUGUUCGACCAUGGCUCCCUCCCGCUGAUCUGCCUGUCCAACAGACCCAACACCCCCUGAGGGGUACGCAACAUCCUGUCACCCCGGCACCCCCUGAGAGGUACGCAACAUCCUCUCUUUUCCGGCACCCCCUGAGGGGUACGCAACAUCCUCUCAUCCCGGCACCCCCUGAGGGGUACGCAACAUCCUCUCAUCCCGGCACCCCCUGAGGGGUACGCAACAUCCUCUCAUCCCGGCACCCCCUGAGGGGUACGCAACAUCCUCUCAUCCCGGCACCCCCUGAGGGGUACGCAACAUCCUGUCACCCCGGCACCCCCUGAGGGGUACGCAACAUCCUCUCAUCCCGGCACCCCCUGAGGGGUACGCAACAUCCUCUCAUCCCGGCACCCCCUGAGGGGUACGCAACAUCCUCUCAUCCCGGCACCCCCUGAGGGGUACGCAACAUCCUGUCACCCCGGCACCCCCUGAGGGGUACGCAACAUCCUCUCAGCCUCAUCUGGUCUUCUGGAGUCAAUGGAAAUGAUCGCUACAACUCCCUGUCUGACCUCCAUUACAGAAGCCUUCUCUACCCCCUUUUUCCUCUUCCUCAUUCUUAUUCACUUCCUCCUUCUCCUCCUCCUCUGCCUCCUCUUCCUCCCCCUACUUUACUGACAGGCUCCUAGUCUAGCAAGUUGUACUCCUAGCCUGAAUGUCUCAUCUGGUUCCCCAGUCUUGUGUUGCACUCCUCCAAGGAACUGGAUUCUGACCUGUUUUAUAUAUAUAUCCAAAGAGUCAACAAAUGAAUGUGACAGGUGAAUUUAAUCGUUAAAGAGAGUAUACAAUUACUUACAAUAUCAAAGAUAGAAACCAUCUGGAGAUUAAUGUUUGCAGGAGCUAGGAUGCAUGCAGAGAAACUUGAGAGAAAGCCAGAAGAGUGUGUUUCUAAAACGAUAUCUCUGUUGAUUUGGCCAACAUGUUGAUUUGGUGGAAGUUUUACCACCCCUUAGUCCACUGCCUCAUCAGUGGACACAUUCCAAUCUAUACCUUCCUGGGUUGAGUCAGUUUAAAGCAUUUACCAAAUCUGAACAACUAAUGCAUUACAUUUGGACUAGAACACAGACACAGAGAACUGUGUGUAAAUAGAACAACAGCAACAAAGUGUUCAAUCCCAUCAUAUAAGGCUCACUAUCCCAUAGAAUACACAUCGAAAUGGAUAUAAUACAAAAUGAAGGCUCAUGGAAUGAGUAAAUAAACAUAGAACUGACAUUUUCAGUUCCUUCAGUAUGCACCUUAAAUCUCAGAAACAGAGCUCUGAUAGUGUUAGAGUUCCAUUUGAGAUGUAGACCAACACCCCACCACCUAACAAGUCCCCAAAACAAUCCCUGACAAGGGGACAUCUACGGUUUUAUUUAUGACAACAGCCUUGGUGUCCAUGGAAGUCAGAUUUCAACACCACAUACCAUUCCCUGGAAUAGAUAAUGAAUGUCGGCUCUUUGCCCUCUGACCUUCUGAGACUGCAGGUGGAUUCUGUUGGUUUCUGUAAGCUUUGGAAACUGUGACCCAUGUCAAAGGCUCCUCUGCUGAGGGCAGCUCCUGCCAGGGUCCACCCAAAGACCUGGUGAGCAUGUAAAUAAAUUAGAAUGAAUGUAAAUAGAGACUUUGUAGAACACAUUCCACCUGGAUGAGCGCCCGCUCCAAUCAGUAUUUACUCACAGUGGAUCAUUCAAGGCCAGUAUAACUGCACGGCUUGGCAGAAAGCCCAACUGAAAGGAUGCAGAUCGAAUCCUGAGCAGGCAAGCUGAACAGCCCCUCGUCCUAACCCAGUGCUAGACAGCUAAACCCAAUGCUCCCGAAUGUCACUCUGGACGGGAGUGUUUGGCUAAAUGAUUAAAAUGUAAUGUACAUACUGCAUUUACGUAUUCUACUGUAUAAUAAUAUGCACCCCAACAGAACAUCGCCAAAAAGGCAGAAGUCUGCCUUUUAUUUUUGCCGUGGAGGAAACACGUCACUCAGAAAUCCUGAAUUACCCUCCACUCACUGCUGGCCACACCAUCGACUUCCUGGCUGGUAUGAGGUGCAGCUGGCUCAGACGUUGUCAGCGGACUGGUCCAACGUUCCUGCAUGGCAGCGGUUCCAAGAUCCACUCCCCCGGCAAGACGUUGCGGCAGAAGCCGACGUAAUUGAUGCAAAUGAUCUGGUUCUGGUUCUGUCGUGUUGACUGUGAAGGAUGAGGAUGGUCCGGUUCACUGCUGCUGCCUGCGGUCGCGUCCAGACAUCGAUGCCCUUGGAGACCAGGCACGGCUCCUGUCUGAUGGUGAUGCAACAGUACACUACUCCGCCAGUGGCAUUUCGAAUCGGGGGACAACAUUAUAGUCUACGUCUUUGCAGAGCUUCUCACUUUAUUAGACUUUAUUCUCUCCAGGGAUUUUUAUGAUUUUUUUGGACAGGAGAGGGUUUUUGCUUCAAGAGCAGUAGGUUGCAUGCUGAAGGCAACAGCUUAAACUGUGGAACCACCCCCCCACCCCCCCACCCCCCCUCGGGCCACAGAGCCAUGUACAAGAACUGAAACCAAAAUAACUUCAAGUGCUAAGGAGUAGAGCCAAUCAUAUUUUGACUCUGUAACAUAUGAUAGUAAAAUAAAAUGGUCCUUUGUAACCAAUAUGAUUUGA
This is a messenger RNA of Esox lucius (northern pike), 4625 nucleotides long. It is a transcript of the gene klhl38a, whose product is annotated as kelch-like family member 38a. The transcript is spliced from 8 exons. Gene Ontology annotation, molecular function: protein binding. Lineage: Eukaryota; Metazoa; Chordata; Actinopteri; Esociformes; Esocidae. The record is from RefSeq and is a predicted model, not a curated record. The coding region runs from base 274 to 2037 and encodes 587 amino acids.